Trypanosoma cruzi is the source of this 936-nucleotide messenger RNA. Its product is annotated as proteasome beta 5 subunit, putative. Bases 1 to 936 code for a protein of 311 amino acids. NCBI's taxonomy places the organism in Eukaryota, Euglenozoa, Kinetoplastea, Trypanosomatida, Trypanosomatidae. Gene Ontology annotation, molecular function: threonine-type endopeptidase activity. Gene Ontology annotation, cellular component: proteasome core complex. The record is from RefSeq and is a predicted model, not a curated record. The transcript has a single exon.
AUGAUUGCCGAUUUUGAGAGUGUUUUGCGCACAGAUUUCUCACUUGAUGACUGUCCUCGCAUUGGACCCUUCACGUGGCACAAUGUGCCUGGCUUGGACGGUUCGGAUGAGGGGGACGAGUGGGAUGCACCAACGCUUAGCUCGUAUGGAUCCAUUGAAACCCGCCCAAGGCGCAACGAUGACUUCAGAGUAAUUCCCUCAACGGGAGAAAUGCUGACGGAAGAUCCGCUUAGCACCAGCAAUCGUCUUCAAACGGAUAUGCGCAUGUGGAAACUCAUGAAAACUUGCCCGGUGCCGCGCAGUGUUCCGAAGCUGGAUAUGAAGAAAGGUACGACAACUCUGGGGUUUCAUUUUGACGGUGGUAUCAUACUUGCUGUGGAUUCCCGCGCGUCUUCAGGACAGUACAUCUCUUCUCAAACAGUCAUGAAGGUGCUGGAAAUCAAUGAAUACCUUUUGGGAACAAUGGCGGGAGGAGCGGCAGACUGUCAAUAUUGGGAACGUGUAUUAGGUAUGGAGUGCCGUUUGUGGGAGCUACGAAAUAACUGCCGCAUCUCCGUGGCAGCUGCAAGUAAAAUACUGGCAAACAUCACUUAUUCGUACCGCAACUACGGGCUCUCUAUGGGCACCAUGGUGGCAGGUUGGGACCAAUUCGGACCCUCCCUGUAUUACGUGGAUGACAAGGGCACACGUGUGAAGCAUGAACUUUUCAGUGUGGGCUCAGGCUCUAUCUAUGCCUACGGUGUUCUUGACCAGGGGUACCGCAAGAACCUUACUGUCGAGGAGGCAUGCGAACUUGCACGUCGUUCCAUUUUUCAUGCAACGUACCGUGAUGGCGCCUCCGGCGGUAUUGUCACCGUUUAUCAUGUACACCAGGGUGGAUGGACGCAAAUUUCGCGUGACGAUCAGACUAAACUGUAUGAUCGCUACGUGUUGUAG